Messenger RNA from Glossina fuscipes, 1442 nucleotides. RefSeq names its product prickle planar cell polarity protein 3-like. The record is from RefSeq and is a predicted model, not a curated record. Lineage: Eukaryota; Metazoa; Arthropoda; Insecta; Diptera; Glossinidae. The transcript has 4 exons. Gene Ontology annotation, molecular function: zinc ion binding. Bases 372 to 1310 code for a protein of 312 amino acids.
GUAUGUCACUUAAGUAUUUACUAUUGAGAAAUUUCAUUUAUGCGACAGCAACAGCCAGUCGGCCAUCACCUAUCUUACAUGCAUAAGCAUUUCCAUAUAGCAUGAAAAGUAUUCUUAUCGUCUUUUUACACCACAUACAAAACUGUUUAUGGUAUAUGUGCAAUAAAUCCAUAUACGUUUUGAAGAAAAACAAUAAAAUUAGAGCUCUUAUCAUUUGAAGGCAAAGAGUUUCAAUUUUUAGCUGUCUUGAUCGGGUUUCACAUAUCAAUUUACAUUAGUCGGUAUUGAAGACGAACGUUUCCAAUAAAACGAAGAAUAAAUGAAUAAUAGUUAAGACUGAAAUAGUCAUUGAAUUAAUUUAAAAAAUUAAAAUGCAUUUAAAAGUUUGUAAAACUACGACAAAAGUGUCGAAACCUAUAUUAUGCGUUCAAACCUAUGAUACAAAAUCUGAUACACAUAUGAUCAAUAUGUGCAACGAUUUCGAAGUGCAGCCUAUUUAUGUACGAAAACAGCCAAAAUUUCCGACACGUGAACGUAACUUGGCAGUUAGACGUAAAAAACCGCCUUCAGUUACCUCAUAUUUUAAUCAACGGUUGCAUCGUGAGUGGUGUCGCAAAAAAACUUGCCAAUCAUGUAAAUGCCCCCGCGAAGCUCAUGCAAUUUAUCAACAACAAACGACAUCAGUACAUGAACGCUUAGGCUUCAAAGUCGUUUCGCCGGCUGAUUCUGGCGUCGAACCAAGAGAUCUGGGCUACACAUGGGUGCCACCUGGUAUACGUUCCUCUUCGCGUAUUAAUCGAUACUUUGAGCAAUUGCCAAAUAAUAAAGUGCCAAAAAUCGGAACUGAAGGAGCGCGUUAUCGCGAACAACAGAUAUCGUAUCAGUUGCCCAAACAAGAUCUUUCCCUUCAACAUUGCAAGCAUCUGGAAGAUCAGUAUGAAGCAUCCUAUGAAGAUUUCGUAACAGCACGCAACGAGAUUUCAUUGGAUAUCGGUUAUGUUAAAGAUGCUCCAUAUGAUGAACAUUGCGCCCAUUGUGAUAACGAGAUAUCUUUGGGUGAGAUGGUAGUGGCGGCACCAAAAUUCAUCGAAAAUAUUAUGUGGCAUCCGCGCUGCUUCACCUGUAAUAUUUGCAAUGAAUUACUGAUCGAUUUAACAUAUUGCGUACACGAAGAUAAGAUCUAUUGUGAACGUCACUACGCAGAAUUGUUGAAACCUCGUUGCGCCGGCUGUGAUGAGUUGCAAAACGAUCGAUUAACACGAAACAUCUUCGAUAUCAAUAGAACCGCUCGCUUAUUACUAAUUACUUAGUGGUUGAUUGCUCGACGUCCGGCUAGCUAACAAUUUCGACGCUCACUAUAGUGCUCAAUCUCUUGAAAUCAACACCAAUAUCAAUAUUACGCUAAUUCGUCGCCGUCAUCUUUACUAUUAUUAUUAUUAUUU